AUGGCUAAGAAAAAGAAGAAGAAGGGGCUCUCUCAGCCUCACCUCGCUGUCUCCUCCAAGCUCUCUCUAGCUGCUGCCUCAGCUAAAACAGCUAGGGUGAACAAGAAAACGUCAAUUCCCUCCUCCGGCGCGUCUAGCUCCGGUAAUGCGAAAUUUCCGUCAGAAAUUGAAGCUACUAUUCAGGUUACACCUCCGGCUCAGUCUGUUGAAGUUGAAUCAAACCUGCAAGCUUCGGAAUCUACGGGACAGAUCUCGCCUCCAGAUCUACGGAAAUCCAAUACAAAUAUCUCAAGUCCUAUCUCGGACUCGAUCUCUGUGGAGAAACCGGAGACUCUCUCUCCUAGACCGUCGAACUCUGAGCCACUGAAGCAAGAUCUCCCAGCCACAAGUCCGUGCAGGAAAUCUGACUCAGGGUCCCCCAGGAAAUGGUCGAAUUUAUUCUCUCAGCCUGCUCACCUUGAGGAAAUAGGAACACCAACCCAGCAUAUCUCUGGUGCUCCGUUCGUUCUGAUACCUGAUGAAAAUCUUGAAUCUGCCAAGGAAGAAUUCAAGGAUUUUCUCUUCGCAAGAUUCCACGGCGACUGCCCACCCAUGGGAAGGAUAAUCAGAGUUUUGAACGCUAUCUGGGCUCGAUCAGGGCCGAGAAUUUUUGUGCACAACAUUGGACCAGGUACUUAUCUCCUCCGUGUACCCAACCCAAGAACCAAGGAGCUCCUUCUAAGUAGAAAUGCGUGGAAUAUUGCUGGUUUGCCAAUGUUUGUUGCCCCUUGGUCACCGGAGUUCACUCCUGAUGAUCUAUCUCUAUCAUCGACGGUGGUCCCAGUUGAACUCCGCAAUGUUCCCUACCUGCUUUUCAACAAUGAAAGCUUAAGCAGAAUAGCCACAGCCGUUGUGGAUCUCACCAAGACACUUCAGGAUACGGUGAUUACUGGAUUUACCAAUGGAAGAGAGGUGGAGGUUCAGGUCUUGUAUCCUUGGUUACCAUUGAAGUGUGGUCUCUGCGGCAAGUAUGGUCACUCCUCGCCUUCUUGCAAACGUUCCCCUGUUAACCAGAGAAAGCGAUCUGCUUCCCCUGUGAAGAAGCAGAAGGAACUCGGUCCGGAGAGGACAGGCAGGGAGUAUAAGAAGAGAUCCAGAUCUAGAAGGAAUAAUUCUAAACACUCUGCAAAGGAGGAUAGUCCUGCUAUGGAAGAGAAUGAGAUCCUGGCAACCAGUAAAGAUGGAGAAGUGUCAGAAAAGUUGAUUGAGAAGGAUCCCACUAUGGAAGAGAAACCUUUGGAAACGGUGGAUUCUAUAGAGAAGAAGCCUGAUGAUGAUAAGGCGCAGUCUCCGGUGAAUCCAGAGGAGGAUCGGUUAUCGGAGGCAAAGAACCAGGAUGUGGAACCACAAACUGGAUCACACCAUCUAUCGCAGGUGGCAGAGUCUGAGGAAUUGGAAAAAUAUUUUGGCAAUUUUGCUCACCACGCCACGGCCAGAAUAGUGGUGGUUUGGGACCCUAGUAUAUCAGUUUUUGUCUACAAGACUUCAGCUCAGACAGUUACUUGUGGUAUCUAUCUCCCCGCAGAGAAGGUUUCCCUCACGGUUACCUUUGUUUAUGCGUUUAAUCUUUUGGAGGAAAGGCGAGCUCUUUGGGAUGAGUUGAUAGAGUUGAAUAACUCAACCCCAGUUGCAUCUCACCCGUGGGCAGUGAUUGGUGACUUCAAUCAGAUACUAAGAGUGAACCACCAUUCAAACUCGGGAAUUGAGGAAGUUGAGAUUUCAGGCAUUCAGGAGUUCACUGAGGCAAUGCAAAAUGCAGAUUUGUUUGAGGCCCAACAGAAAGGUCCAUCUUUUACCUGGUGGAAUAAUCUGGAGGAUAACCCAGUAGCGAAGAAGAUUGAUCAUGCGAUCAUCAAUCAAUCUUGGUCCGUUUCUUUUCCAGACGCUUACGCUGAUUUCCUGGAACCUCAACAAUCGGACCAUGCCCCUUGUCUCUUCAGAGUUCCUUCUCUUGUAAGGAAGCAAUGUAAACCUUUCAAGUUCUUCCACCAUAUUAUAGAUCUACCGAACUACCAGGAGACUAUAAGGAAUGCUUGGCAUAGUGAAGAAAUUGUUGGAACAAGUCAGUUUAGGCUUGUCAGAUCUUUGAAACUUCUCAAACCGGUCCUGAGACAGUUGAACAAGAGGAACUUCAGUGGUAUUUCUAUCAGAGUUAAGGAGCAGGCGGAGAGGAUUUCAGAGCUACAGAGAACACUUUUGACAAACCCUAGCCAGGCAAUUGUCAGAGAGGAACAUGAGGCCCGAGCCAAAUGGAAUUUGCUAGUUAAGGAGGAGGAGAAAUUUUAUCGGCAAAAGUCGAGAGUCCGGUGGUUAAACCUGGGAGAUCGCAACACAAAGUUCUUCCAUAGAACGGUGACCCAGAGAGCUUCUAGGAACCAUAUCCAUGUUCUAAAAAACUCCAUGGAUCAGCUUUUGACGACCCCAUAG
This is a messenger RNA of Microthlaspi erraticum, 2466 nucleotides long. NCBI's taxonomy places the organism in Eukaryota, Viridiplantae, Streptophyta, Magnoliopsida, Brassicales, Brassicaceae. The record is from the annotation of a GenBank genome assembly.